Messenger RNA from Labrus mixtus (cuckoo wrasse), 6293 nucleotides. RefSeq names its product SH3-containing GRB2-like protein 3-interacting protein 1. The transcript has 23 exons. The coding region runs from base 296 to 2932 and encodes 878 amino acids. Gene Ontology annotation, cellular component: clathrin-coated pit; cytoplasm; plasma membrane. NCBI's taxonomy places the organism in Eukaryota, Metazoa, Chordata, Actinopteri, Labriformes, Labridae. The record is from RefSeq and is a predicted model, not a curated record. Gene Ontology annotation, biological process: clathrin coat assembly; synaptic vesicle endocytosis; clathrin-dependent endocytosis.
CCCCCCCCCCCCUUUCUAUCCCCGGAUUUGCUGCAUAUUCCUCGGGUGUCUCCUUUAACUGUGCCCUCCACCCUUGCUGCUUCUAUUGCCUCAGCUUUUCCCCACCUUACCCCACCUCCCUGCCUGUGCGGGUGUCUAGGAGUCGGGCCCUUGGGGGGGUGGAGGGAUCGUGCAUCGCUGAGGGAGCUGUGCGGAAUUAGCUAUGCCCUGCCCAGGCAUCCUUUGACCGGCUGGAUUUCUCUUUUUCUGUCCGCCUGCGCACCAGAAGGGCAACGUAGGAUGAAAAUCUGCAAUCAUGAUGCAAGGACUGAAAAACCGAACAAGGAAAGCCCUGGGCUUGCGAAAGAAAGACAAGGAUACAGACACAACGAGUUCACCUGACAAAGAAGGAAGUGGAAGCAGUAAGAAAGGAAGUAAAAAGGCGAAUGGAGCACCAAACGGGUUCUACGGGGAGAUUGACUGGGACAGAUAUGCGUCUCCUGACGUGGAUGAGGAGGGCUUCAGCCUCCGGCCUGGCGACGAGUCUGAUGCAGCGUCCAAAGGAAAGCAGUUUUUCUCCUCCAGUGACUCUGAGGAUGACGAGGACGACAGCAAGAAAAAAUUCAAAAUCAAGAUCAAACCUCUGGUGUCGGACAGCGCCAAGUGUGUCCCUCCAUCCAUGGACGAGCUGAAAGCCUCAGUGGGAGGCCUGGCGCUGUCUCCAUCUCUGAGGAGAAGUCCGAGACGCAGCCCGGGGCAGAUAAAAAGAAAUUUGUCCUGUGAAGAGAUUGCCAGACCCAGACGCUCCACACCUACUCCAAGUCCUGCACCUGAGACGCCAAGUGACCGGCUAUCACAGAACGUUCCUGCCUUUUUUGGGCUGCCUUCAGAGACCAAAUAUGCCAGAUAUGAUGUGGUCCAUACAGAAGUUUGGGUAGAGUCUCGACAUCGAUCAGAAUCACCGCUGAGCAGAAGUUACCAAACAGGAGCUCCUCCUCCUCUUCCUCCAAAAAACAUUCCAUCAAGAAGUCAUUACGGCUGUCCCUCAGACUUUGUUGCUGAUCUACCCAAUGGAAGAGCAGCUCGUAGCUCUGCCCCAAUCUACCUGAACGUCCUGUCCCCCGCCUCCUACCGAGGCUCACCUGCCCCCGACCUGGACGAUGUGUUUGGCCCCUCGGACAGCCCCCGCACCAGCGAGGAAUACGUUUCACCUCGAUGGGUUACUUUCACUGACGACAGACCUCCGCCGCCUGAUGAACUCCCUCCCCCGCCACCACCUGACUCCCCUGCCCCUGACACACCCUCCUCCACACCAUCCACCCCCUGCCUCUCCCCAGGACCACCUCCAGACGAGCCCCCACCUUCCCCUCCGCCUUUUUCUCCUGGGUCUCCUCCUCCUCCUUUCUCACCCCCAGACUCACCCCCCUUCAUAGUACUCGGACCUCCUCCUCCAGAUGAACCGGCCCCUCCCCUCCCUCCAGACUUUUCCCCCUCUAUCUCACCUCCUCUGUGCCUCGACGAGGACGCCAUCGAUGAGGAGGUGCUGCAGUUUGCAGCGUACUGUUCGUCCCCGGCCCCAAUCAGCCCUGUGCCUCCUCUGCCUGCAGAGCGACGGUCUCCUCGGGCAGGGGGGACAUCUCCUCUGGUACUGGGGGGUGUGGGGGGAAAGAGGACUCCAGAAGGAGUGUACCUGAGAGACGAUAUCCCUGACUUUGUGGGUUCGCCCAGAGAAUUAACACCGAGCUUCAGGGGCACACCGCCUCCUCUUCCUCCAACCACUUACAGGUCCAUCAUGUCUUCCCCGGGGCCGGGCUCGGGCAGCAGCCCCUCAUCGCCAGCUCGUCCUGCCACUCCUCAGUCUCGAGGCAGUCCAGUCCCUCCUCCUCCUCCUCCUCGACCUUCGUCACGACCAAAGCUGCCGCCGGGGAAACCAAUCACAGACCUGUCUCGGCCCUUCAGUCCUCCGGUUUCAGGCAGCCCCCCACCUUUCGCCCCUUUGGCCCGUGCGGAGAGCUCCUCCUCCAUCUCUUCUAUCACCAUGCAGAGUGCAGCGUCUACUCCAACAUUAGGAAAAGAGCUUAACACACCCACCACAGGAUGCUCCAGAGGGCCCAGUCCGCUCACCAUGGGACCUCAGGACACUCUGCCUGUGGCUGCAGCCUUCACAGAAACCAUCAAUGCCUACUUCAAAGGCGCAGACCCCAGCAAAUGUGCUGUGAAGAUCACAGGAGAGAUGGUGCUGUCCUUCCCUGCGGGUAUCACGAGACAUUUUGCCAGCCAUCCGACUCAGCCCAUCCUCACCUUCAGCAUCAGCAACUACAACCGACUGGAACAGGUCCUCCCUAACCCACAGCUGCUGUGCUGUGAUUCCACAGCAAACAAUGCAGACACAAAGGAGUUCUGGGUAAAUAUGCCAAACCUCAUGAGCCAUCUGAAAAAAGUGGCUGAACAGAAGCCUCAGGCGACGUACUACAACGUGGACAUGAUUAAGUAUCAGGUGUCAUCGGAGGGAAUCCAGUCCACUCCUCUGAACUUGGCAUUGAGUUGGCGAGGCGAUGCCAACAACACGGACCUUAGAAUAGACUACAAAUACAACACAGAGGCCAUGGCCGCCCCCAUGCCACUACACGACAUCAACUUCCUGGUUCCUGUGGAUGGAGUCAUGGCCACAGUACAGGCCAUGAUCCCCCCUGCUACCUGGAAUCCAGAUCAGCAAACAAUACAGUGGAAAAUCCCCAGCCUCUCUCCUCGAUCUGAAAAUGGAGGAGUCGGGGCUCUUUUGGGCCGGUUCCAGAUGACUGAAGGUUCCUUUAAAUCCUCACAACUGUCAGUCCAGUUCACCAGUGAGGGCAGCACUCUCUCAGGGUGCGACAUCCAGCUGGUCGGGACGGGCUACCGGCUCUCUCUGAUCAAGAAGAGAUUUGCUGCAGGGAAAUAUCUGGCGGACAAUUAGUGGACCUGUUUGUGCACGGAACAAUAAGAAUCAACGGCUUCUGACUGUGAAGACGACGGAUCCAUCCCAUGUUUAGAGAAUAUGAAACUUUAUCUUAAGCAGCCAUUAGAUGUAAUGAUGAGAUUUUUCAGAACAACAGAUCACACACACACACACAGUUAAUAUCAUAUUCAGUAGAGUGACUGCUGCUGAGUUUAUGCAAGUAAAAACAAAUCAUUACUCUGUGCACUUGGAACACUUAUGGGCUUACAUGGAGAACAAUAUAAGGACACUCUGAUUCUUUUUUUUUCGUUGACAUAUUUGUGGAUUCAUACAGUGAUCCAGCCUUAUACAUUGCAAUUUCUUUUGUCUUACCUGUUGUCAUCGCAAUGCACUGUAAAAAAGAAAAUGUGAAUAUAUUAUAUAAAUCAAAACAAUCUUAAACAAGGUGGAAAAGAAUGGAAAAUGUAAAAAAGUUAACAUAGGGUUGCUUUAGAGUUUAAUUUAAAUAGGUUUAAGGUUACAUGGUAAAAUCUGAUUUACACUGCCACCUCAAAUCAGAUUUGUUUUCUACCAUGAGACAUCAUUCUUAAUGACUUAGAAAUUACUUUCAUGUAGUCAGCCUUUGAAACGCCACAGCCCAUUGUUUCAGUCUUGUGAUUAAAGGUGACUGGUCCGUUCACAGUACAAAAUGACCCACAGCACUAGACUAUAAUAUCAGUACUCUGAGGUGCUUUAGAUAGAAUUAUAUGUGAGCCUCUGUCUUAAUGGAUUUGGAGCAGAGUAAAACCUUUUUUAAGUACAUUGACUAUAUUUUGUAGAUAAAUUAUAACCAUACAAAGAAAACUACUAAUUUAUAACCUUCCUUGCUCAGUUUCACUCAUCUUUCUCCAAUUUAAUGCAAGUUUUAAAUGUACGUUUAAAAUCUUAAUCUUUUAUCAAUAUUUUUAUUUUAACACAUGGUUUUAUCACUUGAUCAAUCAUCAUGACAUUCCUCUUAGAAACAACAGGCAGCUUUUUCACUGAGGAAGCUUAAACAAAACCACCCAAUGUUCUUAACAAGCCUAGCACCAAGCUGAUAUCUAAGCUAGCAAUUAGCCAUAACAAAGUGGAUCUAAUAGCAGCUUGGAAGGCAGAUUUUUUUUCUAUAGGGAGUUGAUAAAGACUAUUCAAACAAAUAUAGAAGUAGAGAAUAUAUUGGACAGAAACAUGACUCCAAAUGAAUGCUAACAUUGUGUAUCAUCUGGAAGCGCUAAUUUGUGUUAGUGUCAGUGUUGUAGCCUUAUCAGUGUGUUUGGGCUGGCCCACGGUGGCCAAAAAAUAUUAGUGAUGUCGGCUAAAAAUAUCAAUAAGACCUUCAAGUUCUGUAUCAAAUAAUUAUGUGUUCAAGUUACUGUCCAGGUUUAGGGUUAAGAAUCUAUAUGUUUAGCUUAAAAUUACCUAAUUAGCCUAAAAGCAGCGAAUCAUGCAGGCAUUUGUUAGCUAGCUUAGACAGCUUGUCUGAAAGCUAAUCAAGUACAAACUAACCUUUAUACAGUUUCAAAAUAGUACAUCAAAAGAGACACACAACACAUUUUCUAAUUUGUAUUCAGUGUGUAUUUUUUAAUGGGUGGCUGUGGUGUGGCUACUUACUUCUUAAGCUACCUACUUUGCAGAUAUGUUCAUUUUUGUGUUAUUUGGGUGUUAGCAAACAUGCUAAUACAUUUAGUGAGAAUUUGCUCAAAUCAACUUAUUUUAAUUGAUAUUAAUUUAUCAACAAAAUCAGAUCUUUGUACUUGCUCAAAUGUUCCCAUCAUGCUAUCAGGGUUGACGCACAUAAAAAUGCUAAACUUUAACCAUUAACUCUGAUGGCAUUUUGCUGCUAAUGGUUCAUGUGAACAGAGGAUUGAAACUGAACAUGACCUGCUGGAGAACAAAAUCAUUACACAUUACAUACAAGUGUGGGCACGUGCAAUGCUGAGAUUCAUCAAUUCCUCCACGUCACAGGGCUAAAGGGAUGUUUGUAGUGAUGUGUGGAUGGUCAUAUACUGAUGAGGGGAUACCUUUGUGACUAACAGAAGCUGCUACUUUCAGUUGAACAGUUGAUUUAAACUGUUAUUGUUACAGAUUUUUUAAGUUUAAAGGGCCUUAAGAUGUGAGUAGAUAUAGAGCCAGAUGUGAGUGCCAUAUGGUGGUAAAAGGAGCUUUAAGUUUCAGGAGAAAUUUAGAUGGGACCUGAGUUAGAGGAUAGAAGGAAUUGCCUUUGACUGUUCUUAAAAAGUCGGCUAAUUUCUUUGAUCAUGACCUUUGAUAGAGGUGUUAUAGAGUAUUAAUGGGGAUAUCACAGAGUUAUAAAAGAAACAUCCAUCAAGAAGUAAGCACUAUUCAUGUCCCUGAUUAUUUUCUUCCUUUUCCACCAUGUUGAAAAAAUGUUUUAUCAUUUUCUAAUAGCAAUAUUUAAAAACUAAAAUGUAAAAAGUGUAUAUAUAAAAAAAAGCUAUGUUUCAAAUAUUUCUCUGGGCAUAUGGAUGUGUCUGUGAUUGUCUCUUGGUUUAUUGAUGUCAGCACUCAUAAUGCAUUUGGUUCUAUGUGAUAACACCACUUUUCACCUAUGGUUUUACAUGUGGGUUUCCUGUAAAAAAAAAAAAAAAAAAUCAAGUGUUACUGUUGAUGAAUAACUCCAAACGGUGCCGCAUGAAAUCUGCAUUUGUCCAUCACAGAUCUUAUCAAUGCAAUACUAACUUAUUCAUCCCAAUAUGGUCAUGAUACAUGUUAUUGUAUACGUGUGCUAUGAGAGGAGACUUUCUGCCUUCACUUGAACCUCCACUCUCUGUUUUGCUGUUGUUGCACCUUCAGAAACCCAUUGUCGAUCAAUUUGGCAUGUAUCCAUUGAUAUACCCAUAACAUGCAUCUGAUAUAGGUGUUUGACAUUCUCCUGUGUUUGACUUUCACUCAAAACACACCAUAAAUUUCAUCAAUAAAAAAAUGUAAUUGCUUCACAUACACAUGUUAAACAUCACAUUUCAUAGAAUGUUUUAAUGUGUUGACUCACAGUUUUGGCCUGGGUGUAUAAUAUUUCAUUAGGUUUUUGGAAAAAUAAAUAAACAUGUUUUUUUGUUAUGAAGUACAACAAUGUUUCUUUUUAUAAUGCUUAUCUUUUUCUUUGCCUUAUAUUUGAGCAAACACCAAGUCCUCCAAUAUCGGAGGGUUUCUGUAAGUUUUUUUUUCUGUAAGUUUAUUUUUUCUACAACGUUUUGUCUUUAUUCCUUUCACUGUGUUAGACACAGAAUAUGCAAAUAUUUCAUGUAAAUUUCCCAUCCAAAGAUUUUGAAAGUAAAUAUAUGAAAAGAAUCAAUAUAAUGUAAUACCUGUUUUACUUGGUAAUAAAGAAGAGGAAAGAUGA